Molecule: messenger RNA, 5041 nt
Organism: Psammomys obesus (fat sand rat)
Lineage: Eukaryota; Metazoa; Chordata; Mammalia; Rodentia; Muridae
Product: zinc finger protein 431-like
Biological process (GO): regulation of DNA-templated transcription
Source: RefSeq, a predicted model, not a curated record
AGUAGGCGCGGGGAGACUCUUCAUGCAGCUGCUGCUUUGUGGCCCAUUAUCGGCCUCAGAGCCCACACGGCCUGUCCCUUGCUCCCGGUGUCUGCAAAUCUCCCUGGCACGCCAUACUAUCCCUGGAUCACAAUUGGACAGGACCUUUGUGACGUUGUCGCCCCGGAAGUCAACACAUUUUAAUACUGCUGCUGCUGCUACAGUAAAAAAUGUCCAGUCCCUGGGAGGUGGAGAAGGGGUCCUUGCGUCUCUGCCGCUUUGAUUACGUCACUGGGAGUCAGACACAGACUGCAUUGACAUACAAUGAUGUGAAUGUGAACUUUACUCAAGAAGAGUGGGCUUUGCUGGAUCAUUCCCAGAGGAGUCUCUAUAAAGAUGUGAUGUUGGAGACCUACAGGAACCUCAAUGUUAUAGGCUACAAUUGGGAAGAUCACAAUAUUGAAGAGCGUUGUCAAAGUUCUAGAAGACAUGCAAGGUGUGAAAACAGUCAUAGUGGAGAGAAACCCUCUGAAGAUCCUCAAUAUGAUGAAGUCUUUGCACAUUACAGUAAUCCCCACACAUGUAAAACUAUGCAUACUGUUGAGAAUCGCUAUAAAUGUAACCAAUGUGGUAAAGCCUUUGCACAUAACAGUCAUCUCCUAAGACAUAAAAGGACACAUACCGGAGAAAAACCUUAUGAAUGUAACCAAUGUGGUAAAUCCUUUGCACAUAACAGUUAUCUCCUAAUACAUGAAAGAACUCACACUGGAGAGAAACCUUAUGAAUGUAACCAAUGCCGUAAAGCCUUUGCAGAUAAGAGUGUUCUCCUAAGACAUAAAAGAACUCACACUGGAGAAAAACCUUAUGAAUGUAACUGGUGUGGUAAAGCCUUUGCAUUUAACAGUAAUCUCCUAAUACACAAAAGAACUCACACUGGAGAGAAACCUUAUGAAUGUAACCAAUGUGGUAAAACCUUUGCACAUAGCAAUCAUCUCCUAAGACAUAAAAGAACUCACACUGGAGAGAAACCUUAUAAAUGUAACCAAUGUGGUAAAGCCUUUGCAUAUAACAGUAUACUCCUAAUACAUAAGAAAAUUCACACUGGAGAGAAACCUUAUGAAUGUGACCAAUGUAGUAAAGCCUUUACAUGUAACAGUAAUCUCCUAAUACACAAAAGAACUCACACUGGAGAGAAACCUUAUGAAUGUAACCAAUGUGGUAAAGCCUUUGCACAGAACAGUCAUCUCCUAAUACAUAAAAGAACUCACACUGGAGAAAAACCUUAUGAAUGUAACCAAUGUGGUAAAGCCUAUGCACGUAACAGUCGUCUCCUAAUACACAAAAUAAUUCACACUGGAGAAAAACCUUAUGAAUGUAAACAUGGUAAAGCCUUUGCAUGUAACAGGAAUCUCCUAAUACACAAAAGAACUCACAGUGGGGAAAAACCUUAUGAAUGUAACCAAUGUGGUAAAGCCUUUGUACAGAACAGUCAUCUGGUAGUACAUAAAAAACACAUACUGGAGUGAAACCUUUUGAAUGUACCUAAUGUGAUGAAGUCUAUGCAUAUCAGAGUAGUCUCUGAAAACAAAAGAGCACAGCUUGGAAAAAAACCUUAUGAAUGUAAUCUCUGUGUUAGGACAUUUGUAUAACACAGUCAUUUCCUAAUAGAUAAAAAUGCAUACUGCAGAAAAUCCUUAUAAAUAUAACCAUGUCAUAUAGGCUUUUCAUGCAGCAGUCAUCUUCUAGGACAAGAACACAUACUGUAGUGAAACCCAAUAAAUGUAACCAAUAUAAAAAAGCCUUUGCACAUAACAGUCAUCUCAUAAAACAUAAAGAACACAUACUCGAGGGAAACUUUAGGAAUGUAACAAAUGUCGUAAAACUUUUGCUCUUCAGAAUUGUCUUCAAAGUCAUGAAAGAAUACAUAUUGGACAGAAAGACUGAGUUUAUUUAAUAUGGUGGAGCUACUUUACAUUUGUAUAAUCACCAUCAUGAAAGACUUUGUACUGGAGAGCAACAUUAUGAAUAUGUUAAAAUGUGAGGCCUUUGCACAUAUCUAUAUUCUUCAUUGAUAUAAAGUUUCAUACUGGAGAAAAAUUUUGUGAACAUAAGCAAUGUGGUGAGGCCUUUUUGUUCAUCAGUCCACUGAAUCCAAUAAAACUCAAACUCUAGUUCAAUGAAAAUGACAAAAAAUAUUGUUAUCCAGACACUACUGGUUGAUUAGGGCCACAUAACAUUCUUGGGAGCUGAGCUGUGAUACCUACAUACCCACUGAGCCAAAAUGUUACGGAGGUUCUGAGAUUAAAAAUCGUAAACAUUUGUUCCAUUUUACAACUAUUCUUUUUCAUCAAUCAGGGUUUAGAGAUGUGGGAUUUGUUUAUGCCAUUGAGGAAGUCACCUGAGGCAAAUGUAGGUUUUACAAUUCAACCAAUCAUAUUCAUUUGUUCAUCUGUGGUUAGGAAAAGGUAUCAUGUUUUAGAGAAGAGAAGCUGUGGUAUGGGACAGUCAUUAUGUUUGGUGACCAGAAACCAUGGUAUGGAACAAAAGAUGUUUGGGGGAACAAAAGAUGAAUAAUGAAAGCUUGUCAGCUAUUGGGAAGUGUGCAGCUUUCCUAGGGAACUUAAAUUUAGGUCCACCCUAUAAUUCAAUGGAGGCUGGUAUAUAAAAGGCAAUAUUUAGGACAAAUUUCUUUUGCAUAUUCCCACAUGCAAAUUACCUUUGCAUGUUUUGCACAUCACAGUCAUCUUCAAGUAUGUAAAAAAACAGAUAGUAGAGAGAAACCUUACAUGUGUAAUCAAUGUGAUAAAGCCUUUUCUUAACAGUCGUCUCUAAAUACAUAGAAUACUUACUGCAGUGAAACCCUAUGAAUAAGCAAUGUGGUAAAGUGUUUUCAUGUGGUUGUCUUUGAAAUCAUAAGAAAAUUUCAUGCUACAGAGAAACCCCAUGGGCGUAGUCAGUAUUAUACAGUUUUGUACGUCACAGUACCAUUAUAAAAGAGUAAAAGAUUUAGCUUUUGCAUAUCACAGCAGUCUUUCAGAACCUAAAAGAACUCAUUCUGAAGGAAAUCUAUUAGGAUAAAAUAUUUGCUAAGAUUUUUGACCCACCAACUUGCAAUCAAUUACAGGAGAUUAUUUGGAGGAAAAGUUCUAAGAUGUGUCAACAGUGUAUUCGUACAUUAUGACAUCCAUCCUUAUUUUGUUUCCAAUUAAAAGCUCAUAUGGACUAAAGGCCUAUAAAUUUAAACAAUCAGCUAACCCUUUUAGAUUUCAAAAGUCUCUUCAAUUACAAGAAAUUAAUCAUCCAGUUUUACAGUUUAUGGGUGUGUAUUAGUGCCUUUUCUGUGACUUAACAGGACAUUUAAGGCAAAUUCCAAAUGUGUUUAAUUUGCCAUAUGGUUCCAGAAGUAUGUAGGAUCACUAUGAACUGGGCAUGACAAGUUUCACAAAUGACAGACAAAGUAGGAAGCUUGGAACUCACAUCCUCAACUUGCAGCAUGAAGCAGAGAGGGGGAACUACAAAUGGUAUACAAUUGGGACCUAUCAAGCCCACCCCAAGUAACAUACUUCCUCCAGCAGGGCUACUUUUCCAAAACAUUCCCAAAUUCUACAACCAGCUGAGAAGGAUUCAUUUCUCUGAGUUCAAGUACUUGUUUGAUUUCUGUUACAUGAAAGAACCCAUGAUGAAGAAAAACUCUGUAGAUAAGCCUGUGGUUGCCUCAACACCUGAGUUACAGGAAUAAAUGCUUAUACAAGUAGAACAUUGUGAAUAAACAUAUAUUAGUUUAAGUUUUUUUUUUCAAUUUCCAUUAUGUGAUAUCAGUGUGUAUUUGUGUGUUUAUGUGGCUCUCCAUUCUGGUUUCCAUGAAGAGCAGACCCUUUGAUCUUCUUGUACCAGGAAUUACAGGAAGUUGUCAAAAUCCUGACCUAGGUCCUAGGAAUGAACUUGUCUUAAUGCACAGCCAUGUCUUUAGUUCUGUAAUAUCUUAAAUCCUUUAUAUAUCAUCUUGAUGUCAAGAAGUAGAAAAGAAUUCAUAGAAGAGAGCAACCCAAUUUAUAUGGGUUUUGAUGACAUAAUGGGUUAUGGGUUUAAAUGGGUUUUGGAAAUAAUAAAUGUAUUCAUUUUCAAGAAAAACUGUUUAAAAUCUGUUUUUAUCAUGUCAUGUGGGAAGUAAAUUAUUUACCAUGUUCACUUAUUGUCAUAGAGGAUAUCACCAAUUGUGAUUGUGGUCUGUAUUUUGAAACAUUGGAGUAGGUAUUGAAGUUGGCUGAAUGUGGAGCAAAUCCAUUCACAGAAGUUUAUUAGAUCAUUCUGAUAAUUCUUUCUGUGGCUGCUGUUCAUCUAAUGCAUUUCCUCUUGGUGAUAAGUAUUUUUCUGCUGCAAUGUAUUGAAUGGGAUCCCCACCAUCUAUGUUAUCAAUUUAUUUGUGUCUGGCAGUGUGUGAUCAUAAUUCUCAAAGAAGUGUCUCUGAAAAAGCAUGGUGCUUUUUUAUUUCAUAUUUUCACAAAAUCCUUUGAGAUGUUUGUUUUCAAACCUGGCUUGUAUGUUAGUAAUUACUCAAGGCUACAUUUGAAGUCUUGAUUUGCAUGUGUCAGCCUUCUGAGUACAAGUCCAAGGGUGGAAAAUGUACCUGCAAUGUGUCCUGUUUUGUCAACAUAUUUUGCCGAUGUUAAUGUUAAAAUAUUUAAUAGAAUAUAUGUAUGUAUUUUUUGAAGUUCCAUGCUUCUUCAUGUUCUCAUUAUUUACUUAUGGCACAUCAUGCUCAAGUUCUGCCUUCUAAGAGAAUUAUCUAGAGGUUCUAGAUAAUGCAACAACAAUGAGAUUUAUUUCAAGAAAGCAUGUUGUAUGUGUGUAAUGUGACCGUGUGUUCUUAGGCCAUGAUAUAUAAAGACUUGACAAUUUUUGGAGUUGAUUUUUACCAUUCUUAUAUGAUGGUCAAGAUCUUGUUGCCAGUUUUGCAUACCACAAACAUUCCCCACUCAAUUCAUUGGUAACCAAAUAAACUUAUCUGUAAUGUUACAUCAGUAAAAUAUUAUCUUUAAUUCAAAUUAUAAACAUUAUCUAA